Serpula lacrymans var. lacrymans S7.9 is the source of this 801-nucleotide messenger RNA. RefSeq lists its product as uncharacterized. Gene Ontology annotation, cellular component: endoplasmic reticulum. NCBI's taxonomy places the organism in Eukaryota, Fungi, Basidiomycota, Agaricomycetes, Boletales, Serpulaceae. The record is from RefSeq and is a predicted model, not a curated record. Bases 232 to 720 code for a protein of 162 amino acids. Gene Ontology annotation, molecular function: phosphatidylinositol deacylase activity. The transcript is spliced from 2 exons. Gene Ontology annotation, biological process: endoplasmic reticulum to Golgi vesicle-mediated transport; GPI anchor metabolic process.
AGACGCAAAGAAUACGCUGCUGUCCAGAACAGCACCCUGAUCUCUUUGUUGAUUAUACUGCUACUUAUCUUCGUCUUCGUGCCAUGGCAAGUGGCGUACUUGGGAUGCUGGAUCAUUCAUUUGCACACGUGUGCCACAUAUCAUUCACCAUUUUCCUUUCCGGGUUCAGCACCUACUCUAUUAGUAGAUGACAUUCCCUUACUCAACCAAGGCCCAGACAACGAAGAGGAAAUGCAAGAUGGACAAAGCGACGAAGAUAGUAAUGAAACCCGCUCGGGCAUGUUGGAGUCCUCGCAGUUUCCCUCACCUCAAUUACAUAUUACUUCGACGAACGUCUAUAAUCAGAAUACUCAUAUACUUCUGUUGUUGACAUGGUUGCUUCCACUUGCUGCACCGGUGCUGGCUGUGUGGGUACGCACAUUACUCACAGCAGGGUACACCACUCCUUUUAACGGGGAUCAUAACUUCUUGAAAGUUGCACCCGUAUUGGUGCUUGUGGAAUACACUUCCCGGAGAAGUGAAACGUUGCUAUUUUCAGAAAAACGAAUUUCCGUGCGGUGGGGUUUUAUUGUACUGGCCAGUGUAGCCUUUUUGGCUGGUUCACGGACAGUCUUUCGUGUUUAUGAUUUCGCAAACCUCCAGAUUGCUCUCAUUGUUAUUGCGAGGAUAGGGUGGAGAUAUUUUGUUAGAGAUGGUAGCUCUGAUAGUAGGUCUUCGUAGUAAACACAUGCGCCAAUGAUUUUGUGUCACGUGCCUGUAUCAUACCUUAUUGAAGCUCAGCGUUAUUCUGUCAGUUUUCUU